AUGUUGCGAAACGACCCCCGCCAAAGUCGCAAUGUUCCUAAAUAUGGCGCCUGGUCAGAAAACCCCCAAAUAUCAGGGCUCACACCCCUCGCUCCUCUUUUUCCAAAAACACAUAUGGAUCCUACAGAAAUCGCUCUCCGGAAUAGGAUUGAAGAUUUUCAGCGAGAGCAAUUUGAUGGAUUUACCUCUCGAGAAUUGGCGGAUAUGGAUGUUAUCACUGACAGACAAUUGAAAGAGUCAACUUUAAACAAUCCCAUCAUGCCGCUAUUUCAACAGCAGAGAUGGGAGAUACAACCCCAUCAGCCGGAUUUGACGAGAGAUCAUAUGUAUCCGUUGAUCAUUGAUGGGGUGCAGAGGGGUGAUUGGUCAAUGCAUAAUCCGUUGGUGUAUGAGAAGUUGAAACCGGUUUUGCAAUUGGCGAGUAGGACUAUAACGAGCAUGUAUACAUUACCGUGGUUCGCAGCUCUGAUAUUCGGUGAAAGAGUUCCUAUCGAUCCAGCGAGGAUUCGUCCAAGAGAUGAAGUGCCAGAUAAUUUGGUUUCCUUUCUUCCAUACAAUAUCACAGAUUACAAUCUCGUUCGAAAGAGAAUGGAAGAAGUUUUUGAAGAUUUAGAAAAAAACUGGAAUUGCAAAUUCGGCUUCAUGUCACCGGAUGAAGAUCCUCGCGGUCCUGAAUAUCCUAUCGAUCCGGAAGAUACGCUUCCAGAUAGUGUGUAUGGACUUACCGUCACAAAUUAUCAAUACAUGGAAUACCACGAAGCGGAAAAUAAGGAAUGGCAGAUUUAUGUAUGGCUUGCUUAUUCCAGGUUACAGUCAUUGUUUAGAGAUGAUUUGAGUACUUCGGAGAGGAAGAUGGUGGAGUGGGCAACGGCUAUUACCCUUGUGCAUGAGAUUGUUCAUGCGAUCAAUUUUGUUUGUCCCAGGAUUGAUGGGACGAGAGUGCAGAAUCCGGAUGAUGAGAAUCCGCCGUGGUUUUUUGAUGAGGAACCGUUGGCGGAGGCGGGGUUUAGUUUUGAGGUUGCUUUAAAUGGCGGAACGGUCCGUUCUUUUACAUCGGUGAGAGGAAUGCCAUAUGGGCAUUGGUUUGAGACGAUAUGGCCAUCAGUAGAAAGUCAAGAUCUCUGUGGAUCGAAAAGUAUUACAUUGAUGAACCCCGGCCCUUUCGAUUACCAGGAAAAAUUCCCCAUCCCAGCUUCUUUUUAUGAAGACAUGCAGCAAAGAGAAUUCUGGGAUUAUAUGGUCCAUAGAUUCGGACACAAAUUAUUUCACUACCGAUCUAUCAAUCAUGGCGUUCGUCUAAAUUUCGACAUCUAUACAAAAAAUAGAACGCCGAUAAAAUUUAGAGAUAUAUCAACUAUACGUAUCAGUCCGGUUACUCCUGAACUAGGACAUGAUAAUCAAAUCCUCAGAGAAAAAUGGGAACGUGUGCAGGCGAUACUCGGUGCGCAAAGCGAACCCGAAGAGAUAAAAAUUGCUCAAAGUUUCGGCUUGUCUCUAUUGCAAAGUUCUAAAAUCGAGAAUUCGUUCUGGACACACGAAGAGGGGCAACGGAGAGGUGUCGCUGCUAUAUUUGAACAUCUCCAGAAAGAGAAUAUUUCGGAAGUAGAAAGACUCUCUGAUUUUACACACUUGAUUGGAUUUCUGUGGACGAUCGUCCAGAAUCACAAAAAGAAAAUCGACGCUCUCUUGAAAUCCGGACAAGUGGAUAUACCACAACUCCAAAUACCCUCGGAAGAACGUCGAAGAGUAUUACUCGCAUGGAAUAGAGGAACAUCUAUUUUUGUACGUGAAUGUUCUGAACAAAUUCCCGACGCACUAGAAAAUCACAAAUACGAAGUCACGACUCUGGGACUGAGUCUCGAAAUUCUGCGCUUGCAACUUUUUUCCCCGAAUCUGCAAACUGAAAAUAUUAAAUCCGGACCUGAUUUUAUGGAAUUGGCAUUUUUGCUUCGUCUGCAGGAUUCGUAUGUCAAAGGUGAUAGGGUUUCGUGUCGGGAUUCUGUGAAGAGCAUUAGGGAGAUUGAGGGAUGUUCGCUUUUUGCAUUUUUGUGUACGUUGUGGAUAGAUACGGUGAUUUAUGAGGGGUCAGAGACGGAUUUGGAGAGGAUUAAGAGUUUGAAGGGGUUUGAGAGUAUGGGGAUUUAUUGGAAGGAGUUGUGGGAUAAGAAUAGUGGGGGGGAGUGGGAGGGGAUGUUUAGGAUUUGGGAGGGGGUGAGGGGGGAGGCGGAGAUGAGGUUGAGGAGUACGCAUCAUAUGUAG
Botrytis porri is the source of this 2259-nucleotide messenger RNA. RefSeq lists its product as uncharacterized. The record is from RefSeq and is a predicted model, not a curated record. Bases 1 to 2259 code for a protein of 752 amino acids. The transcript is spliced from 3 exons. NCBI's taxonomy places the organism in Eukaryota, Fungi, Ascomycota, Leotiomycetes, Helotiales, Sclerotiniaceae.